Molecule: messenger RNA, 9587 nt
Organism: Paramuricea clavata
Lineage: Eukaryota; Metazoa; Cnidaria; Anthozoa; Malacalcyonacea; Plexauridae
Source: the annotation of a GenBank genome assembly
AUGGAGUGCAGACGUGUAUUCAUGUUCUCCGCGUUUCUGCUCAUUUCAGGUUAGUUCCAAAUUGAAAUACAUUGUCGUAUACAUGUACAUGUACAUGAAUGUAUAAACGCGCAUUUUACGGGCGCAAAUUGCGCAAAUAUUAAAUAUUUGUGUUUGCAUGUGCGCGCUGAUAUUAGUGCGUUCGCACUGUUGCGCAAACAAAGCCCAGAGUAGAAAGCGAGUGUAUUUUGCAAAUACCAAAGUGUGAUUGAAUCUGUUGUGCUAUUUUCUACUUGCAUAUAGUUGCUGUAAAGUGUGGAUAAGGGUAGCGGAUUUCAAAUUUCCAAAAUAAUAUCACGGAAACAGAAUAUGUUCCGCUUUUAGUUUGACAUAUGUAGUGUCUCAUUCCGUAAAACACUCUUUCAGCAGCAAUUAUCCUAAAAUGCGUUUAAAACAAUUUAUAUAACGCAAUAUAUUCAAGACGGAAGUAAAGUGGAACAAACUGCGCGUUGAUUUUAUCUCUGACAACAGUGACAAGCACAUGAUUUAAAAUUUAAUUCUCUGUUUGAUUUUCACAGUAUUUUCUCUGCCAUGUUGCGGCGAUGCUAAACCAAGAGUCGUUAGGAAUGCGCCAUCUUUUCGUCUUGAAGAUCUUGAUAGUGGUUUGGGAAAAACAGUUGACGUCAAUGGUAAGUAUGUUGACUGUUUUCCACAAGUAUGUUAUUAUAACAUAUUGGAGAUGUGAGGCGCACAGUGGUCAGUCCAUUUGUCUCCUCUACAUUAAUUGGAGCAACACGUGAUGACCCUUCCUGCACCUCCAAAGAGAACAGUUUAUAAAACAAUAUGGAUAUAGAGUUAUUUAAGUUUGAGUUUCCUCCUGCAAAUCUGACCAAUAUAGCAAGCCCUUAUUGGACCUCUACCACUCUAAGACUGAAUUGAAUUUGGUUUAUAUUAUCUUUAAUAUGUUUGCUUACAUUAUAUUUUAUUUAAUAUAUUUGUUGACACGUAGUAUUCGUUAACGUUUGCACAUCUUUGUAAAGCUUUCUUUCAAUACAUUUUCUUAAUCUACCGAUAUAUUUGUUCAGAACUAGAUGAAACAUCAACACCGACAUUUGGAAAUGACGAAGACGCAGUUUUUCUGAACACUGACAAUGACAGGCGAUCUAUACCAAGACGAGAAAGACGUCAAGCCCAAAGCACAACUCCGAUAGAUCUUUCUAUUUCACAAGAAUGUGAAGGAAUUACUCUACGAUGGGUUAAACCCAAUAUUCCUUUUAGGUAAAUCAAACAAUAUAUCUUAUCCUUGCCAGUAUAUCAUAAAGUCAAGUAUACACGUCUAGAGGUGAUAGAGGGCGUUAAUAGAUCUAAAAAAGGAGAACAUGAGAACUAAUAGAGAAUUCACAUUAUAUACUUUUGUUGUUUAGUACGGCAUUCCAUAGUAGCAAUCCAGAAUUCAGCCAUUACAAUAUCUAUCGUGAGACGAACUUUUUCUCCACCAUUGCUGGCCUGAAUCCCAUUGCAUCAGGAAAAGACAUACCAGAACUUCAGAAUUCACAACUCGACAAAUGGAUUGACAAAUUUCCUCCCACAGGAACAGGUCUAUUUUAUGCUGUCACUGUGGUCAACCACAGAGGAGAAGAAAUACAAAAUGUUGUUCCUAAACAGGUAAUGUUUGUUUGUAUAUUUGCGUUUGUUUGUUUGUCUGUCUGUCUGUCUGUCUGUCUGUCUGUCUGUCUGUCUGUCUGUCUGUCUGUCUGUCUGUCUGUCUGUCUGUCUGUCUGUCUGUCUGUCUGUCUGUCUGUCUGUCUGUCUGUCUGUCUGUCUGUCUGCCUGCCUGCCUGCCUGCCUGCCUGCCUGCCUGUCUGUCUGUCUGUCUGUCUGUCUGUUUGUUUGUUUGUUUGUUUGUUUGUUUGUUUGUUUGUUUGUUUGUUUGUUUGUUUGUUUGUUUGUUUGUUUGUAUGUUUGUAUAUUUGUAUAUUUGUAUAUUUGUGUUUGUUUGUUUGUAUAUUUGUGUUUGCUUGCUUGUUUGUUUGUUUGUUUGUUUGUUUGUUUGUUUGUUUGUUUGUUUGUUUGUUUGUUUGUUUGUUUGUUUGUUUGUUUGUUUGUUUGUUUGUUUGUUUGUUUGUAUAUUUGUGUUUUGUAUAUUUGUGUUUUGUAUAUUUGUGUUUUGUAUAUUUGUGUUUUGUAUAUUUGUGUUUGUUUGUAUAUUUGUGUGUGUGGUAUUGUUGUGAAAGUAUGACCGUGAUUGAUUUCUAAAUAAUUUAAUUUUAGAUAUCUUUCUUUGGCACGUUUGACAAUGUUGGUGGUUUGCCGGUUAGAAUCAUGCCUAAUAUUAUAAAAGGAAAUGUGCUAUAUCACAGUGUUGCCUACAAUAAUAUUCGAAAUGAAUAUUUUGUUGUCUUCGACGUGGAUCAGAAUAGUGACAAUACCCCUGACCGAGUAUAUGGACUUCGUGUUAAUGGACUAGGGCAGAUCCUGGACAGACAACUGAUUGAUUUCACUCUUGGGGGAGUCUCAAGUAAGCCAAAUAUAUUUAUUUGAAUGAAAUUAAAAAUCGUUCUUGCAAUAAGUAACAAAACAUAAUAAAUCAUUGGAAAAUUAAUAAAUCAACAUAAUAAUCAUUACAGUAGAAAAUUAAUAUAAUUCAGCUACCUCGGUUUCAUCUUGUGGCAAUAGUAUUUGUUUGUCUAGAAAGAAUUAACAGUAACUAGAUUGACUGUUUGAGUUAACAUGUUAAAUGAAAUCUUGUUAUCUUUACAACAGCGGAACAAGGUCAUCCCACCGUGGCGUUCAAUCCAAGCACACAAGAAUAUCUAGUCGCCUGGCAUCUCAGCGCGUCAGUUAUACAAGGCGGUGCACACAUUAUUAUCGCGCAGAGAGUGUAUGGGCACACAACAACUAGGAAGAGCAAUCCUUACAUGUUGGUGAAUGCUAAAUUACCCACUGGAUUUCGGCCCAUUAUUCAACCAAAGUUGAUGUACAAUGCUGGUUCUGGUAAGUUGGGACUAAUUUCUAUUUAUGGUGGUCAACCUUGGGAAGAAUACUGUAGUUACCAGAGUGUGGUACAUGCAUUGCAAUGGAAACUUGUUAACUAAUUAACACUCAACCAAUAUAGGAUGGCUCAAUCUCUAGAGAGAAUGUUUUAGAACUGAGAGUGUAACAGGGAUAUUUUGCGGGGGGGGGGGGCUGGACCCCAUAAUCCUGAAUUCCACCCAAAUCCGAAAAUAGCUAAAUUUUGUCUGGGGGCAGUAUUCUCCCUCCCCCCCCCAAAAAAAUGGAAUAUGAAUAUCAUUAUUAAUAUUAAAAUGGUAAGUGAUAAGGCAUAUAACCUUGAGUAUAAAAAUGGGUAAUCACUUGGAGGUGCAGUUAGUGAACCCAGACAUCAUUUCUAUCCCCUCACUUGGACAUAGGUGAGCGUGGGAAAUUACGUCUGAGUUUGUGAAUAUACAGUAGGAGGGGGAAAUCCCCCCCAAAUAAAAAACUCCUGAAAUUUGGGGGGGGGGGGCUCCCACCCAAGUCCCAAAACCUAAAAUACCCCUGGUGCAAAUAAAAAGUAGUUUAGUUUAAAUAUACAUGUUAAACACCAAAAUGGCGAGGAAACAUUUACAAAGGAUUUUUGACUUGUAGGUGGUUAUGUUAUGACUGCCAUGUUAGUGGAACCACCAAAGACACUCUUCGUUGUCUUCAUCAAACCAGAUGGCAAAGCCUCGUCUUUAUCAGGUCUCUUUAAAGGCCAAGUCUUAGAGGGAAGUCUUUUUAUGGACACAAAAUUCCGACAAAUAUACAUUGUCUAUCAAGUUCCACAGUGGGCCGCCACAGCUACGGGCCAGAGUUUAAGGAUAAAGCAAUAUCCCUACAUUAUCUUACUCACCAAGGCUAAUGCCACUGGAACACUACUGACUCUAGGAGAUCCCAAUUCUGUGAGACAUUUGGUUGGUUAUACCAGGGAACGCAACGCCCACAUUAAUGGGUAUUUUGACGAAGCAAACGGAUGGUAGGUGUCGUUUUAAUUGUUUAAGUGAACAUUUGUUAUAUGAAUAAACUACGUUCAUUGAUUGAGAAAGCUUUAAACUCGGAUCGUCGUUAGUGCAAAUAAUAAGUCUCUUCUUUGGAGCAUUUACAUUGUUAUGUAGCAAAAAUUAUUUCAAAUACUAGGAUACUUUUCCGUACAUAUAGGUUAAAUGUGUUUUGGAACAACCGGGAGAAUGGUAAAAAAUUUAUCAGUUCUGCCAGUGUAGUGGGAAUUCCAGGAACAUUUCGAAAAGACCCGGAUACCCAUGAAUGCCGUCAACAUGAGAAUGUUCAAAAUUCAGCGUCGUGUUAUCUCCCAACCAACAACGGUCAUAUCAUGAUCUGGGAGAAGGGAACCAAGCUUAGCGGUUAUCUGGUCAAAGAUGGUGCUUUUAAUCCCGUGCGAGGAACUCAACGUAGUGCGAAGGUGUUGUAUAAUUCAAGGCAGAGUCGAGCGUUUGUUGUGUAUCAGCAAACUGUCAGUGGUAGUAGAGUGCUGUUUGUGAGAAAUAUUGCACCUGGAUCACAGUCCAGUUGUAGCAAGGCAUGUAAUUCCAGUGAGAGAUGUGUCAUGAAGGAUGUCUGCAUUUCACGCAAUCCAGGUAACAGUCUGUUUUUAAAUUUCUGAAACAAUAAUAAUAUACUUGUAAUAAUAUUUAUAUUCUAUCAUACCUGAUUUCUAGUUGCAGUAAAUAACGCUCCAACAUGUUUAAAAGAUAAAGGUGGUUGCAGUCACACUUGUACGAGUCUUGCGAAAGGCAGAACAUGUUCCUGUCCAGCGUCUUACACACUUGCUCUGGAUGGAAAGAAAUGUUUUCUCACAGGUAAUCAAACUGAAUAACUGCUAUGCUAAGUUGCAGGGAUGUUGGUUGUAAUGGCAGUACGAUGUUCCAUACCUGCAAUAUGCAAUUUGUAAUUAUAUUUUGCCUCAAUUCUUUUCCAUAGCUGCGAAGCCGGACGUCUCCCUCCUGUAUUCAACAGCAAGUUCAAUAUGGUCUGUGAGUAUCUACUACGCAGAGAAACGCGUAUCAUUCGCACGGAUACCAAUCCAAGGACAACAUAUCAUUGCAUUCUUCUACAACGCAAAAGACAAUUACUUAUACUGGGCAGACUCCAAAGAGCAGAAGAUUCGCAGAUCGCAUUUGGACGGAACUAAUAAACAAGUUAUUGUAAAGUAAGUGUCGGACGUUUUAAUAUAUGUGAAUUUGAGAAUAUCUCAUGUCAACUAACUUUAUUUGUACUGCAUAGUUUUGUCCCAAGAUAGUCCUGUUGACGAUCUUAAAUUAUUACUUUAAAUUAUUUUUGCACCAUCUAGCAAUCAAGUCCAAAUACCAGACGGCAUGGUCGUCGAUCCAGUGGCCAAACAACUGUACUGGGCUGAUGGUGCGAUUGGUACCGUGUUUUGUUCACUGUUGGAUGGUGCAAAUGUCGCCUCGUUUAUAACUGGCUUAGAUAAACCUCGAGCAUUAGCACUGCACCAGAAAAACAAGUAAGCUUUUGUUUCAACUGUUGGUGACGAAAUUGCAAUUGAAUGUCACCAGAUCUUAUUGACGCAUCUACUUACCUACCUACCUACCUUACGUACUUACCUGCCUGCCUGCGGGCUGGCUGCCUGCUGACCAUCUUACGUUCCUACCUAACCAACCAACCACCCACCCACCACCAACUUACAUAAACACAUACCUGCCACCUGUCAAACUGCUUGUCUACCCGGUACAUAUCUGUCAGCCUAGCUACUUUACUAAUAACGUAUCUGAACCAUUGAGGAUUUCUUAAAUAUUUAGGUGGUUAUUCUGGACAAACUGGGGUGUUGUAGCGAAGAUAGAGAAAAUCAAAACUGAUGGCACGAACAGGAUCGUUGUUAUUUCAUCUCGUUUACAAUGGCCGAACGGCUUAACACACGAUGGAAAAUAUUUGUACUGGGCUGAUGCUCAUUUUGAUAAAAUAGAAAUGAGCGACUUCAACGUAAGUUCAGUUCUUUUGAAAUAUUCUUAUACGAAUAGGGUCCAGUAAGGACCAUGCUUUCUUCCUGCAGUGUUACGUUGCAAAGAAAGCGCAGUCAAACUGCAAAUAUUCUUAAUCUCUGCAUGUGAUUCUUCAAGUACUAACCACUGCGCCGCUAACACCCCUCCGUUUAAUUCAUUUGCGUUUGAGAAGCGAAAAAUUUAGAGCAAUUAUAGUCCUGGGGCCGGUUGUAUAAAACUCUUAAUCACUUUCUUCAUCACUAUUUUGUAGUCAAAUAGUGAUUAACUCUCAAAUAGGCGCUUCUUAUUGGAUGACGUUUGCACUUAACCAUAGUUAACUUUAAUCACUUUUUUAUACAACCGCCCCUGGUGUUCACAGAACUGUCCUGGCAUUUAUAAAGUUGAUUUUUUAUAAUUAUUUACAGGGAAACGGUAGAGUCACUGUGACUUCGAACGGUGUUACUCAUCCAUAUGGUUUGGGAAUUGUUGGAAACAGGUACCAGUCACUAUUAUGAUUAAAUUGGUAUCACUGCUUCCAGUACCAACAUCACAACCAUCAGUAGCUUUGACACCACCACAAGCAUGAUCAUACAGUAAUCGUCAUGGUGAUUGCUACUCUCACUAUAUCGCCAAUGCCAAUCAUGAACACUACCAUCAUUAACUAUAUCACCAUCAUCACUACUACCAUCACUGUUACUGUAAUCACUACCGUCAUCUUUAGCACCACCAUCACUCCAUCAAUAUCAUCAUUACCAUCACUGUUACUGUAAUCACUACCAUCAUCUUUAGCACCACCAUCAAUAUCAUCAUUACCAUCACUGUUACUGUAAUCACUACCAUCAUCUUUAGCACCACCAUCAAUAUCAUCAUUACCAUCACUGCUACCAAUCACAUUAUCGUUGACUUUGUUUGAACUAGAUUAUACUGGACUGACUGGUCUGGCCACAUUCGUUCAUUGAAUAAAACUCAAGCUUACCUUCCACCUGAAGAGAUUGCCGCUGGACUUCAGAAACCAUUCUCUUUGCAGAUCUAUGAUGGAACGGCUGUACUGAAAGGUGAAAUAUGAAUAGUUUGACGAAGCCAAGUAAUGUCUUUUUGAGCAAUUAGGAAAGCAUAUUCUGACCUAAUCUGGAAAUCAAAGUAUUCUGGAAAAAAAACUUUUAAAUAGGGCAUUAGACAACCCAGGAAUAUGUUCCAUUGUCAGUAUAGAUCACAACACUGUUCUAGCUAGUUUGUCUGGACUGUUAGUCAUGUAUCUAGAUUUGGCCAAACGUUAACUGCCAAUUGAUGAAAUGUGUUGUCGUAUUGAAAUAUGUACAGAUCAUGCAAGGCUACAUGGUACUAAUCCAUGAUAUAAUAUUCCCCACAGCAAGUUUCUGUACUGACCCAGGGGUACCACUCUAUGGUGGUCGCAACCCACCUCCCACCAAAGCUGGAAGGAAAUACAACGUUGGAGAUCAAAUCAUACUCACGUGCAAUCCUGGAUUUGUUCAUCUUGGGUCUAAUUCUCGUCAAUGUUUACCCACGGGCAAGUGGAGUGGUAGCAAUACUCGAUGUAAAGGUAUGACGUAAUAUAUGCAGUUGUCUGAUUCUGAGAGAGGAAAAGGAUCCACUUGACUACACCUCAUACCCCCAGAAUACACCUCAUGAAACAACACUGAUCGUGAGUGGCUCUUGGUGUUCAUCUCGGAAGAACAGUUUAGAACUAAUACACCCAAUCCAGUAAAGUUAAUUUGGUGCAUGGGCGGAUUUACUGGGAGUUAGGGCGGUUAACCCCCCCCUCUAAUAAUGUGUUCAACCCCACCAAAAUGUCGCUUCACCCCCCCCCCCCAUAUUUUGUGUGAAAGGCUUUAACCCAAAUGCCUAACCCCUGCCAAAGCUCACUGAGUGGUGCAGCUUGCACCCCACCAGAAAUUUUCCUACCCCUCCUUUUAAAUAAAUGAAAAUCCUCCCUUGGUUGGGUGUACAGUAGGUUUACUCCUGUAGUAACACUGGACCGAUGAAGCAUGGCAUUGUAGACCACUAUCAUGAAUAGUUUAGCAACACUAGAUCAUAAUGAAUCGCCUUGAAUAGUUAAAUAUGGAAUUUAUAUUGAUAUACACUAUCUUCUUCAGCUCUGCCAGUGUUCACCAAGUUGCCUAGCAACAAGACUGCUAGCGUAUCGUUUGGAGUAACCAUUGAAUGUUCAACUGACACCAGGCCAGCUGACAAAGCUACGAUCACGUGGUACAAAGACGGCAAAGCGUUGGGUCUCUCAGUCCGAUAUUAUAAAGAUCGUGUCACAGGUUAUUUGCAGAUUCUCAGUGUACUGGUUGACGAUUCUGGCUUGUACACUUGCGUGGCAAGCAAUGCGGCGGGAAACAUUCAGGCAUCAAUGUAUCUGACUGUGAAACAAAAACAGAUAGGUAAAUAUUUGGUAAUUAUUCUCAGGAAAAAUAUUUUCACCUUGUUUGCCGAUGACAUCAUUCCCUUCUGUAUAGUUCGUUGGCAGUUUUUAACACUUUUUCGUUUUAUUUUCAGCUUGUGGGAAGGCUAAAUUCACAACUGUAGCUAAGAUAAUCGGUGGACAAAGAGCUGCGCGCGGGUCUAUUCCCUGGCAAAUUUUACUGAUGAACAACGUGACUAAGGCUCCUUUCUGUGGAGCUAGCUUAUUGAAUGAAAGAUGGGGAGUUACUGCAGCACACUGUCUUGGUAAGUCGAAGGUUUUCUUAAAGUGGCUCUGACACCCACCUUAUGACUCAUCGCUGAGCACAGCUACGUUGGGAAGGGUCAGUUUGGGGAGGUGGAAGGGCCAGGUAUAUAGGGGCCAACCCCAACCCACCUUGCCAACAUUCUCUGUAUGUGGGAGGAAGCCGGAGUCCCCGGAGAAAACCCACGACUUUCAGUAGAGCGUUAACUCACUCUUUACACAUAAGUGUGAUGAGUCCACAGCGAGAAUCGAAGCCACUAUCUCAGAGAUAGAAGGUGAUUGCUCUGACCAUUGCGCCAUCGAAGCCCCUAAAAGGUCUCUACUAUAUUAUGGUAUCUCGUUUUGUAGUUUCAAUGAAUCUAAACCAAGUAGUGGCCGUAUUGGGAGAAACCCGGCGGAAUAAGGACGAAAAAACUGAACAAUACAUGUCCAUUACUCAGGUACAUUUCCACUCUCAAUUCAGCCCAACUACGUUGGACUCUGAUAUCGCUCUCUUCAAAUUUACCAAACAAGUUAUAUACACUGACUAUGUAAUACCAGUCUGUCUACCUACCACUUCAGCCGACUUUGCGCUGUCCAGAGCGGGUAACACAGCCAGGAUCAGUGGCUGGGGCGCGAGAAAGACCAAUAAAACCCACCCAGUGAAUUGGCUUCACACGGUUCAACUUCCAACAAUUGCCCACAAAAAAUGCCAACGAAAUCACGCACCGAAGUAUUUAAUUUCGGCAAACAUGCUCUGUGCUGGACGAACCAAUGGUAAAGCGGAUGCUUGUCAAGGUGAUUCUGGUGGUCCAUUAACUGUCGACAAUAGUGUCACUGGGAAACAGGUUCUCGUUGGUAUCGUAAGCUGGGGGGAUAGGUGCGGUCUAAAGAAUAAAUAUGGGGUGUAUACCAAGGUACAGAACUUUCUGUCCUGGAUUAACACUCAUAUUAGGAAAGUUUAG